This is a messenger RNA of Oikopleura dioica, 657 nucleotides long. The record is from the annotation of a GenBank genome assembly. Lineage: Eukaryota; Metazoa; Chordata; Appendicularia; Copelata; Oikopleuridae.
AUGUCAUCGAGAAGAAAAGUUGUGUGCCUUGGAGAUUCGAUCACACAACAAGGGCAUGAUGCUGGAGGAUGGCUUGGCAACUUGCAAAGCAAGUACCAGCGAAGUAUUGACAUUGUCAACCGCGGAUUCAGCGGCUACAACACGACCUGGUUGUUGUCGAUUUUGAACAAGCUUGGUAGAGACUUCGAACACGCCGAUUAUGUCUUCAUCAUGAUGGGUGCCAACGAUGCCGCUACAGACACACAGACAGUAGACAUUCCAUUGUUCAAAGAGAACUUGGAGAAAAUUGCAAACAAGGUGAAACUCGCAGGCGCUAGAAAUGUCGUCCUAAUUGAGACCCCCUGGGUUUCUGCGUCCGAAUGGCUCAAGUUCUGCCAGGAAAAAUACCCCGAUGAAAAUCACAAAGUUUCGAAUAGAAAUUCUGACAGAGCCGCUGAAUAUGCCAAAGCAGUGAAAGAAGUUGCAGAAAAACUAGAAAUCCCACUGAUUCCACUGUACGAAAAAAUGGCUGCUGAAGCUAACCCUGCUGCUCUUUUGUCCGACGGUCUCCAUUUCUCUGCUGCUGGAAACAAGAUCCUUUCCGACCUAGUCGAGCCCUUCCUAGAUCCAAUUGAUGAAACCCAAUGUCCUGAAUGGAGAGAUUUUGUUGUCGCAUGA